AUGGCGCAUGCAGCCUUCAAUGAGGUGGGAUCACUCGUGAACCACACCAACUUGAGAAAUACUGAUACGCGUCCGGACGACUUGACACAGGAGCAUGACAACCUUCUUCUGGGAUCACCUUGGAUAGGCAAGAAGGAUCAACACGGCAAGACUCAUUUAAUCAAAUAUGCUUCUAGCUCAGACGGGCAAUCCUUAGUAUUUUUAACAACUAAUCUAGAAACCAUUCACUACCAGAAUCCAUCACCCCAAGACAUACCCGCUGUUCCAUGGGAAGUCGAUCAUCCUUUUCUUCUGACAACUCAGGAUUUCGUUCGAGAUACAUUACCCGAUGAGCCAGGAGACCAAAUAGCUGGAUUGGUACAGCAGAUCAGUCUGAUGAUGGGUGAAAGGUGGGAUGAAGUACAGCUGCUGAUCGAGGUGGAAAACAAGGAACCGGUAGCAUACCUAAGAAUGGAUGAUUUCGCUUGGCGUUUCGUUCUGACAGAAUUACCGAGCUCUCAGGCUCUACCACUUUUGAAUCGUCAUCUAUUACACCCACUCAUGAUCCUCCUUGCUACCGAUCGAAGUAUCCCUGUGCCUUCGUUAUCAACGGCUGAGUCCAGUGCUAGGCUUAUAUCGGAUCCAGAAAUCAUGCGCGCCAUCAAGCGAGUAACGACGAAACCCAAAGCCUCGCAAGAGCCAGCGUCAUCUAGUGACGCGAUCGGCUCUCCUACUCCUCGGAAGAAGGCUGUACCACGUUCACGUCGUAAGAGCUCAACACCUGUACCUUCCUCGUCAUCAGUGCCACCUUCGUCGAUGCCACCUUCAUCACCACCAAAGAUGUCAUCUCGCCAAGCUACGUCGUCGAUACCUCCGCUGACAGGCUCAUCACCACCGCCUGCAAUGCCCGAGACAACAUUGUCAAAGCGCAAACCAAAUCAGAUUUUGGAUAAAUCUUCGUCACCCUCUGUAGGAUCAGCAAUGGACUUCAAACCGCCAACACAAGUCCCCCCGCAGACUAGUCAGAAGAGUAAAAGAGAGCGGGAGAAGGAAGAAGAAGAGGAGAUGGAAAAGAGAAUGAACGAGAUGAGAAAGAGAAUGGAGAAAGGAGCUGGGGGAAAGCUGGGUAAAAGGAGAUUGGCUAGAUAA
This is a messenger RNA of Kwoniella shivajii, 1128 nucleotides long. RefSeq lists its product as uncharacterized. The record is from RefSeq and is a predicted model, not a curated record. Lineage: Eukaryota; Fungi; Basidiomycota; Tremellomycetes; Tremellales; Cryptococcaceae. The coding region runs from base 1 to 1128 and encodes 375 amino acids. The transcript is spliced from 5 exons.